Messenger RNA from Miscanthus lutarioriparius, 924 nucleotides. The record is from the annotation of a GenBank genome assembly. NCBI's taxonomy places the organism in Eukaryota, Viridiplantae, Streptophyta, Magnoliopsida, Poales, Poaceae.
AUGGCCGGACGUGAGAGGCUCCAUGCACCAUGCACCACGCACCCAGCCACCACCCCCACGUCGCAUGACAAGUGGGCUCCGCAAGCCCCUCCUCCGGCGCGCGCACCUAAACUCCGCGCUGCCUCUUCUCACUUCCACACUGGGCCCGACGACUCCGGGGCCCGCGGGUAUCAUACAAGUGGAAUGACCAAGCAAGAAUUUGGGAUUGUUAGCUCAGAGGAUAUGGCUGAGCACACUCACGAAGAUAGAUACGCUAAUGUUGAUUUAGUUUGUGCUCUGUGUGACAAUGGAGCUGUGAAGGCCGUGUCUGAGGUGAUGAAAGUUUUUAAGUGCAAGAAUUGUGAGUAUGGAAAAUAUCAAUGCUUUGCCUGUGGAAGGCUAGGUUCAGCUAAAACUAAUCCUCCAGAGGUGUUUCCAUGUGCGUCUUCAACUUGCGGUCACUUCUAUCAUGCAAAGUGUGUUGCUCAGUUACUCUUCCCUGAAAACAGGGCCAAAGCAACUGAGUAUACAGCAAUGAUAGCCAGUGGGGGCCCAAAAUUUGCAUGUCCCCUCCACAAAUGUGGCAUCUGCAAGUACAGGGAGAACAAAGAGGAUAAAGAGCUGCAGUUCGCUGUAUGUAGGCGGUGCCCAAAGUCAUAUCAUAGAAGAUGCUUGCCAAGAAUGCUGAUAACAUUACACUGGAAAAAGGUGGAAGAAUCUGUUGAGGUGGUUAAAGAUGCUCUGCAUAUGUUAGAAUAUGGUGCAUCUAUAGCAGAUGCCAAAUCUGUCUGCCCACCUCAUGUUCUGUUUCAACUUGUAAAGUGGAAGAACAAGCUGAAUGUAUUUCUUGCACCAUUUCUUCAUGGCAUGCGCUACACAUCUUAUGGGCGCCACUUCACGAAACUGGAUAAACUCCAGCUGGUAGGUGCAACCAUUAGUCCUUAA